GCCUACUUUAUAUAUCGAAUUUACUACGCAGCAAGAGUGUUUCCCAUUCAAAAUCAAAAUUUAUCAAUUUCACUUUUAUAUCACUGAAAACCCUAAACCCCUAUUUUAAUUCAAAUUCGACCAUGUUUGGAGUUGUUUUCCCCAAUCGGAGCUUCCCAAUGGACAUCUCCGCCUUCGCCCAAAUCAACACCUACCACUGGAUUCUCGACAUGAAUACCUUCGUCGGCGAGGCCUACGAUCAGGUCCGCGAGCUCUGCAUUUUCCUACUCAAUGACUUCACUCUCCCUCCCGACAAAGCACUCGCCGUCUACAUACAAUCUCCGGGCUGCCCCUUCGUCUUCUGUGGCGCCGUUACCCUCACUCGCCCCUCCGCCGUCCUCACCCUGGCCUGGCCAGAACCCGGUGGCUCUCUGGCAUCCCAACUCCAGAUUACCGGCCCCGAUGCAGCGCCGAUGCCCGCGAAGAUCGGAGUGUCGGUGGAGGAGCUGGUGUCGCUGCCGUCGCUUGACGUGACUGCGGAGAAGAGGAUCGAGCGGCUGGCGUUGAAGGUUGGGGAGAACCUGUUCAAUUUCAUGCAGUCGUUCUGUGGUGUGGAUGGGUCGAAGCUGGUUGUGCCCAUGGAUAUCUUGGAUAGAUGGUUCAAGAAGUUUCAAGAUAGGGCUAAGCGCGAUCCUGAGUACUUGAAAGGCUUUGCGUUGUAAAUUUUAGAAUUUUGAUUUGAAUUCAUAGUUUUAAAAAGCAAUUAUGAAUGGAAGCAUUUUAGUUUUUUUUUUCCUUCUCUAUUUUGUCAAUUUGUUGUGAACUUCUUCAGGAGUAGAAUAAGAAUGCACAAGGUUUGAGAUUCAUAUGAUGUUCUUAAUACUCGAGCGAAAUAAUUUUAAUAGUUGAAAAUGAUUAAUGCCCUUUAUCAGUUAA
Messenger RNA from Humulus lupulus (European hop), 915 nucleotides. RefSeq lists its product as uncharacterized. The transcript has a single exon. Gene Ontology annotation, cellular component: nucleus; cytosol. The record is from RefSeq and is a predicted model, not a curated record. The coding region runs from base 123 to 701 and encodes 192 amino acids. Gene Ontology annotation, biological process: protein import into nucleus. Lineage: Eukaryota; Viridiplantae; Streptophyta; Magnoliopsida; Rosales; Cannabaceae. Gene Ontology annotation, molecular function: nuclear import signal receptor activity.